CCCCCCCUUGCCUGAAUGCUCCUCUGCCAUCUCCUGCAGUUUCGGCAGGCACAGGGAGUUUCGGGAAUGAGCCACAUCUGACAGCAGGCGUACGAAACUACAACAUUUUAGAAGCAGAAGUGACCAGUGAAUGCCAUGGACCCCUGGUCUUAGCUCCAUGAUCAAGUCGCUCGCCUGAUGCCUCUUCUGACCGUUCUGUCUGUUCCUGAACCGUUUGCAUGACCUAUCAGAACGUAGAAAGGCUAGUAUCGUUCAUAGUUUCUGCCUGCAACCAGGUGUCUUCUCUGCUGACCAGCUGAAUACUUCUGGAUGUCAGAACGAGAUCAAGCUUCCAUUUUGACAAUUUUAACUCUGCAAACCGUCGUUAGAUAUGUAACUUAUUAUGAUCACUACCAUAGUUAUGUUGAACGCCGCUGCGACUAGGGCGAAGGCAGUGUAGUUUCUCAAGCGCUACCCUCGCUCGCAUCGUUUAUUCGAGCUAUAUGGUGAGCAUUGCGUUUAUAGGUAGUCGUUACUUCCCGUGCUGUAGGAUAUCCCUUUUCUAUUCUAAGCUCGGCUUUUCAGGCGCCGAGAAAGCAGUGCUUCGCCAACGUGUUGGCUCCAAACCAACAUCUACAUCACACGGCAACAUCCGUCCUUCCUGUCAGGCACCCAGGGCUGAAACAGGGUAAAGAUUACCUCUACGGCUGUUUCAUGGCACUCCUCUUCGUUUGCUGAUUGAAGUUGUUGCACACCAUCCUAACUUGAGAUUUUUCCAGAAGCCUAUACCGGCUCAAGGGUGCAUCUUCGGAAGCUUGACAUCAGCAGCAGCAGCAGCAUCAAGGUCAGACGCAGCAGCAGCCUUCUUCUCAGCCACAGGUUCGAGCUACUCAAGGGUGUUAUGCAGCAGCAACAAGCGACACGGUUCAUGGCUCCCAAUCAAGCUCAAACACAACCAGUUCAGCACUGGCAGAACCAAUCUCAGCAACUGCAACAGCAACAGCAACAGCAACAGCAGCCUGCUUUUCUGAGUCAGCAAAUGGCGUCUAGUCAGCCGCCUUUCCAGCAGCAGAGCUCCAAUCAGCAGCGAGCUCUUGUUCAGCAACCCCAGCAUCCGGCACAGCAACAGCAGCCACAAAGCAACUAUCAGUCUUCGCAAAUGCAAUAUCAGCAGCAGCCUCAGCAAGUAACUCUGCAGCAGGCCCAGCAGUACCAGCAGCCGGUGAUGUAUCAGCAGACGCAACAACCACAGCAGCAGACUUUCCAGACGCAGCAGCAAUCAUUUCAGCCGCAGCAGCAGGCUUAUCAGUCGCACCAGCAAACGUACCCGCCACAAUCGCAACUUCAGCAGCAGCCACAACCGCAGCAGCAACAAGUCUACCAGACCCAGUCGCAACAUCAGCCGCAGGCAAACUUCCAGGCACAGCAGCCACAACAGCCGCAGCUGCAGUAUCAGCAGCAAAAUCUGUACGCCCAGCAGCAGCAGCAGCCAGCACCUGUGGCUCAACCGAAUGCAUACCAGCAGCAGCCGCAGCCGCAGCAACAGCAGUAUCAGCCAGCUCACCAGCCUCAAGCACAACCGAGUUACCAGAUGCAUCAGCCUCAGAUGCAACCCUCUCAGGCAGCACCUGCGCCAACGGCGCUCCCCCAACAGUCUGCGGCUCCUCAACCAUUAAUCACUCCACCUCUGAUAGCGCAACCACAGCCGCAACAGCAAUUCCUGCAGUCUCAAAGCAACCCGCAGCAGCAGCAACUGCAGCAGCAGCAGCCGCAACCGAUGCAGCCUAUCUAUUCCUCUCAAGUUCCGGCACCUCAGUACCAGAACCAAGCGCCAGCAGCAGCAGCAGCGCCUCCUCAGUACAAUCCUGUUGCGUCUGUUGGUGGAGGUCAGAUGCAAAUAAGCCCUCAUCCACCCCAGCCACAAUUUCAACCGAUGGCUCAGCCGCAGCCGCAGCCGCAGCCGCAGAUGCAGGCGACGCCAAUGCAAGCGACGCCUAUGCAGGCGGCGCAAAUGCUUUCUCACGUCCCAAGCCAGGCUCCAUGCAAGUGGAAUCGGGCGCGUGCGGGCCGUUCACGGUGGCGCAGUGGCAGGAGCUGGAGCAGCAGGCGCUCAUAUUCAAGUACCUCGUCGCGGGAGCGCCUGUCCCGCUGGAGCUCGUUUCCCGCCUGCGCGUGUCCAUGCCGCCGCUGGCGUUCGGCCUUCAGGCAUUCCACCCUAUGGGAGCCUUCAUGCCAUCGUUCUGGGGGCCGUCGAUGCAAGUGGAUCUGGAGCCGUUCAGGUGCCGCCGCACAGACGGCAAGAAGUGGAGAUGCGCCCGAGAGGUGGUGGCGGACCAGAAGUACUGCGAGCGCCACCUGCACCGCGGCCGCAACCGCGCACGCAAGCUCAACGACAAGGCCACGCCCGGAACCUCCCUCGUGGCUGACGAGGGGGACCCCACCCCAGCCACCACUGCCACCACCGCCACCACGGCCACCACAGGCACCGUUGGCAGUGGUGGGACGCAGGGCGCCUCUGCUGCAGAUGGGUGUCUUACGAGUGAUGGAGUCAGAGCGAUGGAGUCGGUGGACGAUGGGCGGGGCGUUAGCACUGGUGCGAUGGACGCCAGUGCAGGUAGGGGGAUGGGGGCUAACAGUGGGGGUGGCGGGGUUGCUGACAGGACAGUCACUGCAUCGAGUGGCAAUAGUGGUGGCGACACUGUUUCUGCAUUGGCGGAGCAUGCGGCAGGACGGGAGAAUGGCGUUUGUGCAUGGGUGAGGGAGAGCGAGUGGAGGGGAGUGGA
Closterium sp. NIES-67 is the source of this 2762-nucleotide messenger RNA. The record is from the annotation of a GenBank genome assembly. NCBI's taxonomy places the organism in Eukaryota, Viridiplantae, Streptophyta, Zygnematophyceae, Desmidiales, Closteriaceae.